Messenger RNA from Chara braunii, 2644 nucleotides. The record is from the annotation of a GenBank genome assembly. NCBI's taxonomy places the organism in Eukaryota, Viridiplantae, Streptophyta, Charophyceae, Charales, Characeae.
AUACUGGUACCACCAGGCCCGGUGGAGACCCAUGUCCGGGGAAGGGCCCUGGAUCACUGUCAUGCUCAACUACGAUGGGGGAGAUGAAGUGAAGAUGAAAAUUAACGUGGAAGGGGCAAAAGAGGUAGAGAUGCGGAUGGAUGGAAAACUGCAGGAUGCGAUCACGGAGGCGAAAGACCGUGCGGAGAGGCGGUGCAGGAGGGACCGAGUGACUGCAAGGUUGCAGGUAACGGUCUCGUAUCAUGAGACCGAGACCUCAAUGGACACAGCGGACCUGGAACAGGCCCACGUGGACAGGGACUCAAACGGUGAGAGUGAAAUGAGUGAAGCGGGAGACUGGGAGACGGACCUCAGGUCCUGGAUCAGACCGGGCGAGAUCCAGAGGCAUCACCAGGCUGCAAAGCCGGUGGAAGAGGGACCUGAGGCCAGCUCACGACAGCUGACACCCAGAGGCCGUAGAGCGGCCCCUGUCCUACACCUACCCGACUACUCCCGCCCAUUCAUCGUCACUACCGACACGUCCGACUUUGCCAUAGGAGCUGUUCUCUCCCAGAUUUACCCAGCCUCUUCUACUUCUCCCAACCCCACAGAGUCUCGUCUCCCUCGCAUUCUUCGCUUUCCCCCCCCACCCCCAGCGACUGCGGCUCGACUUGCACCUAUCGAGCCCACCCCCUCAGGGGCUCCACCUCCCUACACCCCUGACGUCGCUGAUGACGACACAGUCGAGUCUCGCGAUGGAGAGUGCUCGGUUGCUUAUCUAUCUCGACAGCUACUUCCUGCUGAGCGUAACUACACUACUGACGAGCGUGAGGUCCUCGCGCUGGUUUAUGCUGUUAAGAAGUGGCGUCAUCACUUACACGGUCACACAUUCACCGUCCUAACGGACAACUCUGUCCUCGCCGCUUUCCAGACGAAGCCGAAGCUUACCCCUCGCCAGGCUCGUUGGUGGCGUGAUCUCGCAGAGUUCGACUUUACCAUCAAGAAGAUUACAGGGGAAAGCAAUCGCGUAGCUGAUGCCUUAUCUCGCCGCCCCGAUCUUCAGUGCGAUGAUCGCCAGCUCUCUGCCAUUUCAUUCCCCAUCAUCCACCCCGCUUUCCUAGAUGAGUAUCGGUCGGCAUACCCCCAGUGCUCCGAGUUUCAGUCCAUCUACGCUGACUUACAGGCCGGCAAGACUGUCCCUAACUUCCAGCUCGACCCCUCUGGACUCCUAUAUUGGCUUGGUCGCCAAGGUAACCGUACUCCCCGCUUAUGUGUCCCAUCUGUCAGCCAGCUUCGUGUUCAAGCUGUCGCUGAGUGUCACGAUCAGCGUGCUGCCGGUCAUCUCGGUAUCCUCAAGACCCUUGACCGACUCUACUGCCAUUACUACUGGGAGCACCGCCGUCCUUUCACGACAGAGUACGUUCGCACCUGCAGGACCUGUCAGGAGGCCAGCAUUCCCAACCACCCUCCCUACGGCCUUCUUCAGCCCUUACCCAUUCCUACUCAGCGUUGGACCUCCGUCUCUAUGGACUUCAUUGGCCCACUUUGUCCCCCUACCCCACGAGGUUACGAUGCCAUCUUUGUUGUUGUCUGCUGGUUGACUAAGCAUGCUCACUUCCUCCCCUGCAAGUAUGCUAGUUCAGCCAAGGACAUCACCACUCUGUACUUUAACCGUAUUGCCAUUCAUCAUGGUCUCCCCACUAGCAUUGUCUCUGAUCGCGAUCCCCGCUUCACUUCUCAUUUCUGGCGUGGACUCCAUGAGACUUAUGGAUCCGAGCUUCGCCUUUCCUCCUCCUACCACCCCCAGUCAGACGGACAGACUGAGGUCACCAACAAAACUCUUGGGACUAUCCUCAAGAAGUUUGUUGAGAAUGACUCUGAUUGGGAUCUUCAUCUUGCUCAUGCAGAGAUCGCUUAUAACCACGCUAUUUCUCCCGCCACCGGCAUGUCCCCCUACUACUGUGACCUGGGAUAUCACCCCCGUGUCCCAUCUGAUCUCCUCCGUCCAUCUCAAAUUCACCCUGACACCAAAUGCCCAACUCUCGAUGAGUGGGUAAAGGAGAUGGAUGCGCUCCUUAACAAGGCUCGAGAGAGCAUUGCUCACUCCCAGACUCGCAUGGCGACCCGCACCAACCGCUCACGCAUUGACUAUCCCUUCAAAGUUGGCGAUGAGGUCCUUGUCGACGCACGUCACUUCCAGCCCGAAGCCGACACGCUUCGGAAAUUCAGACGUCGAUAUAUCGGAUCAUGCACCAUUCUCGCACCCGCCGGACCCAAUCAUGACUAUCCAGUGAGCUUCAAAUUGAAGCUCCCCGAUUCCAUGUAUCGCGCUAACCUACAUGAUGUGUUUCAUGUAUCCCUUUUGCGCCCUUUCAGACGGUAUCCUCCUGAGUUUCACGGUCGACCUUACCCUCGCCCUUCUCCCAUCAUCAUUGAAGGUCACGAGGAGUUUGUCGUCUCUGAUAUUGUGUCUCGGCGUAUGACAGAUGGUGACCCUCCCCGCUUCGAGUAUCUUGUUCGAUGGAAGGGUUACCCUGACGAGGAGUCUACGUGGGAGCCUCUUGGGCACAUGAAGCAUGCUAUGACUUUUGUGCGUGCUUACGAUCAAAAGGGAACUUACUAAAAGGAAGGUUCAUAAAUGUGUAAACAAAACGUCCUAAAGAAA